AUGUCACGCGUAGGGCCUGGUGGGGUCUGGCGUCUGACCUUGCCGAAACCCUUUUUUAGACUGGGCGUGUACGAGCCGGAAUUCAUCCCUCGCGGCGGGAAACAUCACGGAAAAGGCAAAAAGGCGCGCUCCGGCCCGCCCCAGCCCUACUUACCCGCCGCCCCGUCGCUGCCCGCCUCACCGGUCAUCACUCCUUCUCCGGCCAUCACUUCUUCCCCGGCCGUCACCCCAACUCCUUCCGUCUCUGGCGAUAUCGACGUAACUAUGACGGACGCGGAUAAGUCGGCUGGUCCCCCGGCCGGUCCUUCUCAAGGCCCCGCUGGGACCCGUGGCUCUAGUGGCACCGCACCUUACAAGCCUCUGGGUGGGCUCCGCUUCCAUAAGAGGAAGGGGCCCAGGGUUGAUGAACACGGUCUAAUCUCUCAUUCUUCGUCCGACGAAGAUGAGGAAGACAAUGACAACGAGAAGUCCGAGGCCACGGCCAAAGACCUUCCCAAGGACGCGGAGCAGAAGUAG
Messenger RNA from Gloeophyllum trabeum ATCC 11539, 516 nucleotides. RefSeq lists its product as uncharacterized. Lineage: Eukaryota; Fungi; Basidiomycota; Agaricomycetes; Gloeophyllales; Gloeophyllaceae. The transcript has a single exon. The record is from RefSeq and is a predicted model, not a curated record. The coding region runs from base 1 to 516 and encodes 171 amino acids.